This is a messenger RNA of Rubroshorea leprosula, 475 nucleotides long. The record is from the annotation of a GenBank genome assembly. Lineage: Eukaryota; Viridiplantae; Streptophyta; Magnoliopsida; Malvales; Dipterocarpaceae.
AGUGAGAAAGAAGAGAGAUAACGACGUCAGCAAUCUUGGAGUUUUGUGUCAGGUGACGUGAGAGGGAUAUGGAUAAAAUGUGGGGUCCAGUUCGUGAAGUUUCGACUUUGUGGGAAAGGCAAAUGGAUGGAUGGGAUGGGAAGAAGAGAGGUGGGAGAAUAUGGAGUUGGAGGGGACACGUAGGAUUGAGAGAAAAUUGGAUUCCUUCAGCUAUAGGCAUUGGUUUCGUUUUGGAUAAGGUUUAGGGGUUUGGAAGUUUGUAUACAAUUUUUUUUGUGGAUAAGGUCUUCAAAUUGGAUUUGUCCUCUUUGAGUUGACUGUAAAAACUUACUCUCAAAGCUAAAGCCUCCUUUUUCUUUUUGUAAUGCUUCUUUUUAAUGAUUCUGAUUGGUUUUAGAUAAGCUGUUAAUUUGAAUAUGGUUAUCAGUUAUUACUUUCUUGGCUAUUAGUGGUUGAGUAAAGCGUGUCUUGUAAC